Molecule: messenger RNA, 396 nt
Organism: Clunio marinus
Lineage: Eukaryota; Metazoa; Arthropoda; Insecta; Diptera; Chironomidae
Source: the annotation of a GenBank genome assembly
AUGACACAAUUACUUACUGAUUGGAAUCAGCCACUUCCUAGUCACCCGCUAACUCUUAUCCGUAUGUGGUUAUUUUUGCAUUCAUGUGAACUCAUAAAACGUCAACAAACGCUUAGGAUAUUAAAUUCCAUUGGUUCGGUUCGCCACACAAACCAAUGUCAAAAGACCUUCAUAAUUUUGGGUAAACAAUAUAAACGGAGAGGGCUUUUUCCUGAAGAAUUUGUUUACAUGAAAAAAAUUAUUACAAUUAUAAAGGAAGAAAAGGAAACAAAUUCUCAUUUAAAUGUCAGAAACAAAGAAAAUAAUGGAAAUGGAGAAAAGGAAAGGCAAGGCGAUGAUGUUUAUGGACGUCUAGUGUCAGAACUUCAGAACUGCUAUUUAAUCAGUGAAAAGUAG